GCUGAGCGAGGAGGGGGGACCCACGGUGAUGGUGAAUUUCACAGAAGACCUGAUCCAAGUGCUCAUGGACAAGAAGUCCAAUAUUAGAAAUACGGCUGUGAUUGCUCGUGUUGAUCAUGGCAAAUCAAGACUGACAGACCCCUUGGUUUGUAAAGCAGGCAUCAUUGCUUCAGCCAGAGCUGACGAAACACAAUUCACAGACACAUGGAAAGAUGAACAAGGAAGAUGUAUCACCAUCAAGUCUAUGUUUUACUGCUGCCUUGAGAUCCAACACUGUCGGCCAGGCUUUUCCAGUGUGUCUUUGAUCAGUGGAAGAUUUUGCCUGGAGAUCCUAGCGAUGCAAAUUCUCAUCCUUUGCAGGUUGUGGUUGAUAUGCAUAAAGGCAAAGGCUUGAAGGAUGGCAUUCCACCUCUAGCUAACUUCCUAGAUAAGUUGUAAUCAUAUCUGUUUCGUGUUGUGUGACACACUGCCCAGUUUUGUCCUGACACCAUUUCCUCAUAAAACCAAGGAAGAAAAUGGAAAGUUUUUAGACUAUCACAUUGAAUACACACAGUCUUAACAUAUUGUGAUUGUGGCAUAAUCACCUACUAAAAAAAAAAUAAAAAUAAUGCGUUAAUUUGGUUUACGGAA
Oxyura jamaicensis (ruddy duck) is the source of this 630-nucleotide messenger RNA. RefSeq names its product elongation factor 2-like. Bases 29 to 394 code for a protein of 121 amino acids. NCBI's taxonomy places the organism in Eukaryota, Metazoa, Chordata, Aves, Anseriformes, Anatidae. Gene Ontology annotation, cellular component: cytosol; ribonucleoprotein complex. The record is from RefSeq and is a predicted model, not a curated record. Gene Ontology annotation, molecular function: GTP binding; GTPase activity; ribosome binding. The transcript is spliced from 3 exons. Gene Ontology annotation, biological process: translational elongation.